Messenger RNA from Eriocheir sinensis (Chinese mitten crab), 1798 nucleotides. Its product is annotated as retinitis pigmentosa 1-like 1 protein. The transcript is spliced from 4 exons. NCBI's taxonomy places the organism in Eukaryota, Metazoa, Arthropoda, Malacostraca, Decapoda, Varunidae. The record is from RefSeq and is a predicted model, not a curated record. The coding region runs from base 33 to 1331 and encodes 432 amino acids.
UCACUGUACAAAACACCAAACAUAACAUUCAAAUGUUCAGCAAAUUCCUGCACAAACAGAACAUCCGACGCGUUGUUCCCGGCACGUGCCUCGUGGCUGGCGGCACCGGCGCCGGGGCGAGCCCCGCCAAGGUGACGCUCAGCCUCAAGCUGAGGGGAGGGUGCUGGCGACCCACCUCGCGGAAGGUGGCCGUCUUCACCUUCCAGGAGGCGUCCGGCCACGCCUCUUCCUAUGCCCUGCUGGACCUGGAGUACCUCUUCAGGUGCAGCAGCAAGCCAGGUGCCAGCGACAUGCAGGUCAAAAUCUGCGUGAAGCUGCGCCGCGGCGGGAAACGCGUGGCCCGCGCCGACCUGGAAGAAUUUCUCGGCCAGCUGCUGCGGGGUGGCCGCCUCGACUCUUUCUUCCUGUACAUACACGAAGAAAAAGUCGCCCUCCUGCAGGCCAAUCAGUCAAUCCCGUACCCUGCUACGGAAUGGCUUUUUGAAGGGGAGGCACGAGGCACGCAUACGGGGGUCAAGGCUGAGGAGCCUGAAGGUAACGGUGAUACUGACGAACUGGAAGAAUGCAAUGAUGAAUACUUCGAAGAAUGGAAGGCUUACCUCGAGAAGGUGUUCUCUGUCGAGGAUGAAGAUGAAACUGACGAAGUGAAAAACUUCAAUGACGACAACUAUGAUGAAUGGAAGGCUUACCUCGAAGAGGUAUUCGCUGCUGAAGAUGAAGAUGAAACUGACGAAGUGAAACACUACAAUGACGACAACUAUGAAGAAUGGCAGGCCUACCUCGAAGAGGUAUUUGCCGUUGAUGAUGAUAAUGAAGCUGCAGACGAGGCGACCUGCAAGGUGCGGGAAGCCUCUGGUUAUGAUGCUGUUAAAUUGGAAGACGAUAAUGAUGACUGCAACAAAGAAGGGAAGGCUAAUCUCGAAGAGGUAUUUGCCGUUGAAAAUGACGAUGAAGCAGCAGGCGAGGCGACCUCCGAGGUGGAGGAAGCCUCUGGUGAGGGAAAUGAAGCAGCAGGCGAGGCGACCUCCGAGGUGGAGGAAGCCUCUGGUGAGGGAAAUGAAGCAGCAGGCGAGGCGACCUCCGAGGUGGAGGAAGCCUCUGGUGAGGGAAAUGAAGCAGCAGGCGAGGCGACCUCCGAGGUGGAGGAAGCCUCUGGUGAGGGAAAUGAAGCAGCAGGCGAGGCGACCUCCGAGGUGGAGGAAGUCACUCCAAACGGUACAAUGGCCGCAGACGAGGACGUCUCUUCAGGGCGAGGCCUCCUCAGCAGUGACCGUCUCUGCCACGCCCUCCACUGCUUCGUACGCUUACCGCAGCAUGGCUGUACCUCAUAGAUUCAUUGAUCGCCUUGCAGGCCCCGAGGACCGCCACCUCGAGGAUCUCCGGCGAAGCUAUGGGGUCCAAAUCGAGCGGAUUAAGCGAACCCUGCAUGUGAAGGGCCGCCGAGACGCAGUGCUGCAGUGCCACCACUCCAUGCGUGCCAAGAUCGCUGAGUGGAAGAGUUCCGAGGCCGCUGAGGCUCACUAAGCGCCCUACAGACACCUGGGACGGCACCGUAACGCUGUUCAUUACCUGACGCCUGACGGACAGCGAAGCUGCGGACGAGGUGACCUCCGAGUUGCGGGAAGCCUCUGGUGAAGGAAAGGAGCUGGCCACGAGGUGACCUCCGAGUUGCGGGAAGCCUCUGGUGAAGUAAAGGAGCUGGCCACGAGGUGACCUCCGAGUUGCGGGAAGCCUCUGGUGAAGUAAAGGAGCUGGCCACGAGGUGACCUCCGAGUUGCGGGAAGCCUCUGGUGAAGGA